UUGAGAAUCAUACAUUGACCAAUACAUCGGUUGAUGCUGAGAAAGCAGAAAAUUCACCUUUCCGAAUAGUUACAGCUAAAAUGUUUAUUGAUUUGCCACCUAAAGCUUUUGAAGAUUUCGACCAAAGAGUUUAUACAUAUAUGAACCCACUUGUAAUGCGAUAUGUCGAAGAAUUUGACGGAAUUGUUUUUGCCUAUAAAAAUAUUAAAUGCGAUAUAUCUGGGUAUUUAUAUGAAAAUUCACCAUAUCUGAUUCGACAAUCACCUACACAUAUUGCCCUUUUGCUUUAUGAAUCUUUCAAUGUCAAAAGAUUUCGAGGUUGCAUACCCGAUGAUGUUUUCGAAUGGAGAGAUGAUGAUGAUAAACAAUUAGAAUUAGCUAAAUUAUAUUAA
Scutellospora calospora is the source of this 392-nucleotide messenger RNA. Lineage: Eukaryota; Fungi; Glomeromycota; Glomeromycetes; Diversisporales; Gigasporaceae. The record is from the annotation of a GenBank genome assembly.